This is a messenger RNA of Paramecium pentaurelia, 759 nucleotides long. Lineage: Eukaryota; Ciliophora; Oligohymenophorea; Peniculida; Parameciidae. The record is from the annotation of a GenBank genome assembly.
AUGGGUAAUUUGUGUAAAAAAGAACAAAAUCCAAAUAGUUCUUAUAGAUCCUCUAUUUACUACGAACCAAGAAAAGGAAUCUGUAUAAAAGAGACAUUGAUUGAACGAUAUUUGUUUGAUCGACGCUAAAGUCUUUUAGUGCCAAGUUUGAGUAGAUUAAUAAUCAAAGAAGAACUUGGUUAAGAGACUGGUACACCUAAGCCAGAUGAAAGUUUUAUAAAAGGUAGUCAUUUUACAUCUUGUACUUCAAAUUUAAGAGAAAGUUCUAUAACAAAUAACACAAUCUAAUUGUUAAAUGUAAAUUCUCAAAGAUAUCUCCACUCUCAUAGAAUUCGAUAUCCUAAUUCUCGAUUGAAUGAAGUCAUAUGUUGUUAAGAUUGUGGUAAUGAUUAUGAUAAUUGGUCAGUCGAAAAUGUUGAUGAAUCUUUAGUUAAAGUACUCAUUUAGCUUUUAAAAUGAUAGUUAUAUCAUCCUCUUACUAAAUGCUACUUGAAAACUCAAUAAAAGAGUAGUAAUGGUUAAAUCGAUGUCGGAGGUGGUGAAAAUGGUGAUAUUUGGUAAAUUGAAAAAAUCAAUAACAAUAUAAGUAAAUUCUAUAAUUAUGACUUAGAAAUACGACACUUAGACACUGGAUAUUAUUUAUAAACUAAUCUCUACGAAUGCAAGCCUGAAGGUUAAUUCAUAGUUUCAUUACUCAAUAUUGAUUCUGGUAAACCUGAUGAUACUUGUACUCUUUGGAAAGUAAUUGAAAUUCAAUGA